Messenger RNA from Manduca sexta (tobacco hornworm), 1195 nucleotides. Its product is annotated as pseudouridine-5'-phosphatase. The transcript has 5 exons. NCBI's taxonomy places the organism in Eukaryota, Metazoa, Arthropoda, Insecta, Lepidoptera, Sphingidae. Gene Ontology annotation, molecular function: phosphatase activity. The record is from RefSeq and is a predicted model, not a curated record. Bases 164 to 847 code for a protein of 227 amino acids.
CACUAUUUACCUAACCUCGAUAACCUGACAACACAGGAAAUGUCAAUUUACUAGUAGAUAUCUAGCUGAUAUCUAGUUCAAAAAUCGAAUCAGCGAACUUAGCGGUACUUGUUUGAUGACGAAAAAAAUACUUAUUAUUAAUUAAUUCAUUCAAUAUAAAACCAUGCAGUAUAAAAAAGUAACGCAUGUUAUAUUCGAUUUGGACGGUUUAUUGAUAAAUUCUGAAGAAUUAUACACUGAAUCUUUUUCUCGAGUGUGUGCUAAGUAUGGCAAAGUAUUCACAUGGGACCUGAAAUCGAAAUUAUUAGGAUUCCAAGGUCAAGAAUGUGCUGAUAUCAUAAUUAAGACCUUGGAAUUGCCUGUUACCAGGGAACAGUUUAUGAAGGAAUGUUCACAGGUGAAUCAAGAGGUAUUUACUAAUGUGGAACUAAUGCCAGGUGCAAAAAAGUUAGUUGAGCAUUUACAUAACAGAGGCAUACCUAUAGCACUAGCUACAAGCUCAAGCAGAGAAAGUGUGGACUUGAAGAUGAAGAACCAUAAAGGCUUGUUGCAAUUGUUCCACCACCUCACUAUGGGCACUUCAGACCCUGAGGUCACCAAGGGAAAGCCUGACCCGUGCAUAUUUCUAGUUUGUGCCUCCAGAUUUGAUGAGAAGCCUGAAUCUGAAAAUUGCCUGGUAUUUGAAGAUGCAGUUAAUGGAGUUAAAGCUGCUUGCGCUGCCAACAUGCCUGUGGUGGCAGUACCUGAUCCAAGAAUAGACCCACAACAAUUAGAAAAUGCUACACUAGUACUGAAAUCAUUAGAAGAUUUCCAACCAGAACUAUUUGGCCUACCAUCUUAUGACUAAUGGCCAUUUUCAAUAAACAAGCCCAAUCUCAAUCUUCAAUAUAGUCCAGUAAAUAAACCAAUCACAGUUAUUCAUUUGUAAGUGUGUCAAAAAAUCCUUUGUUCUGAUUGGUCCAUUUUCGCGAUGGAUCGGAAAAAGCGAUUGGGAUUGUUUAUUGAAAACGGCAUAAGGUAGUUAAAUCAAUAAAUAAUUAGACAAAGAUUAAGUUUUACAGUGUUAUAUUUGCAUAUAGUUUAUUUUUGUUACAUUUUAUUUUUAUGUUCAAAACAACAGAUGUACUUACUGAAUUAAGUAUUCACAUUGCUUUAAAAAACAUCGAAAAAUAAAGCAUGUUUUUUUUCAUGCCUA